GGGGCGGGCGGCGGCGCCGGGCCGGGCCGAGGGGCGCGCUGGGCGAAGGGCGGCGGCGGCGGCGGCUCGUGCUCAGCCCGGGCUCCGGAUCGCGCUCGGCCCCCGGCUCCCAGCCCGCGGCCGCGCGCACCCCGCACCCCGAGACCCCGCGCCCACGCUCGGCCCCGCGGAGGAGCGGCCAUGCCGCCGCGGCGCAGCAUCGUGGAGGUGAAGGUGCUGGACGUGCAGAAGCGGCGGGUGCCCAACAAGCAUUAUGUCUACAUCAUUCGGGUCACGUGGUCCAGCGGCUCCACUGAGGCCAUUUACCGGCGCUACAGCAAGUUCUUUGACCUCCAGAUGCAGAUGUUGGACAAAUUUCCCAUGGAAGGAGGACAGAAGGACCCCAAACAGCGGAUCAUUCCCUUUCUGCCAGGCAAAAUUCUCUUCAGACGAAGCCACAUCCGAGACGUGGCCGUCAAGCGCCUGAUACCCAUUGAUGAAUACUGUAAGGCCCUGAUCCAGCUGCCCCCCUAUAUCUCUCAGUGUGAUGAGGUACUGCAGUUCUUUGAGACAAGACCUGAGGACCUGAAUCCCCCUAAAGAGGAGCAUGUUGGGAAAAAGAAAUCUGGAGGCGACCUGACCUCGGUGGACCCCAUGGUCCUGGACCAGUAUGUGGUGGUGGCAGACUACCAAAAGCAGGAGAGCUCGGAGAUCAGCCUCAGCGUGGGGCAAGUGGUGGACAUCAUUGAGAAGAACGAGUCAGGUUGGUGGUUCGUCAGCACUGCUGAAGAGCAAGGCUGGGUCCCUGCGACCUGCCUCGAAGGGCAGGAUGGUGUACAGGAUGAGUUUUCUCUACAGUCUGAAGAAGAGGAAAAGUACACAGUCAUUUACCCAUAUACAGCUCAUGAUCAAGAUGAAAUGAACCUGGAGAGAGGGGCCGUGGUAGAGGUCAUCCAGAAGAACCUGGAAGGCUGGUGGAAGAUCAGGUACCAGGGCAAAGAGGGCUGGGCCCCAGCCUCCUACCUAAAGAAGAGCAGUGGGGAGCCCUUACCCCCAAAGCUGGGCCCUGGCUCAUCCGCCCAUGCGGGCAUCCUCGAUCUGGAUGGAGUUUCCCGGCAGCAGAACUCGGUGGGCAGGGAGAAGGAGCUGCUCAACAACCAGAGGGACCGCCGGUUUGAAGGCCGCCCAGCACCCGACAGCGACAUCAAGCAGCGAUCACCUAAGAUGAGACAGAGACCCCCUCCUCGCCGGGACAUGACCAUACCUCGAGGUCUCAACCUGCCCAAGCCUCCCAUUCCACCUCAAGUGGAGGAAGAGUAUUACACCAUUGCCGAAUUCCAGACAACCAUCCCUGAUGGCAUCAGCUUCCAGGCAGGUCUGAAGGUCGAGGUGAUCGAGAAGAACCUGAGUGGCUGGUGGUACAUUCAGAUUGAAGAUAAGGAAGGAUGGGCGCCAGCAACCUUCAUUGACAAGUAUAAGAAGACCAGCAAUGCCUCAAGACCAAACUUUCUGGCUCCCUUGCCCAAUGAGGUGACCCAGCUCCGGCUUGGGGAUGCGGCAGCAAUGGAGAACAACACAGGCAGUGAAGCCAUUGGCCCCUCCCGACCCCUGCCCGAUGCACCACAUGGUGCCAUGGACUCUGGGAUGCCAUGGUCCAAAGACUGGAAGGGUGGUAAGGAGGGCCUGAGGAAGGCGUCCUUAGACAUGUCCUCAUGCACAGGCUAUGAGGAGAUCUCAGACCCUCACCUGGAGGAGAAACCCAGCCUCCCUCCCCGGAAAGAAUCCAUCAUCAAGUCAGAAGGAGAGCUGCAGGAGAGGGAGCGCCAGAGGAUGGAGCAGCUCCGGGGCUCCUCGCCGAAGCCUCCUGGCAUGAUUUUGCCGAUGAUUCCAGCCAAACACACGCCCCCGGCCCGGGACAACAGGAGACCAGAGCCCAAACCUGACAAAAGCAAGUUGUUCCAGCUGAAAAAUGAAAUGGGGCUGGAGUGUGGCCACAAGGUACUGGCCAAGGAAGUAAAGAAGCCCAACCUCCGACCCAUCUCCAAGUCCAAACCUGACCCCCCAGAGGAGAAGCCUGAAGCUAUUCCCCAGAAUCCCUUCUUGAAGUCCAAACCUCAGGUCAGGCCAAAACCAGCCCCUUCUCCCAGGACAGAGCCACCUCAGGGCGAAGACCAAGUGGACAUCUGCAACCUCAGGAGCAAGCUCAGGCCUGCCAAGUCCCAAGAAAAAGCCUCGUUGGAUGGAGAGAGCAGCCUCCAGGCUGUCGGGGGCCAGGACAUGGUCUUCAGCCGCAGCUUCCCCCCAGGGGAGGGGCCUGGCCGCGCCCAGGACAAAAUGGGCAAACAGGAUGGGCUCAGCCCAAAGGAGACAUCCUGCAGAGCCCCUCCAAAGCCAGCCAAGACCGCAGAUCCUGUGCCUAAGAAUGCUCCCAUCCCUGUCCAAGAGGCUCCCCAGCAGAGACCCGUAGUCCUGCCCCGGAGACCACCCCCGCCCAAGAAGACCUCCUCCAGGCCCCUCCCGGAAGUCAGAGGGCCACAGCAGGAGGCCAGUGAAAGUAAGGCAGCUCCCGCCCCAGGCCGGGCCCUGCUGGUCCCUCCAAAAGCUAGACCUUUUCUCUCCAGCUCCUCAGGAGGCCAAGAUGACAUGCAAGACAAAGGUGGGCCACGGAUGGUGGGCAAGAUGGUAGAAAACAGGGAGAAAGCGGCCGCAGCCCCCUUCCCCAAUGCCGAUGGCCCGAAGGACUCUUUGUAUGUGGCUGUGGCCAACUUUGAAGGAGACAAAGACACCAGCAGCUUCCAGGAGGGUACAGUGUUCGAGGUCAGGGAAAAAAACAGCAGUGGCUGGUGGUUCUGCCAGGUCCUGAGUGGGGCCCCCUCCUGGGAAGGGUGGAUUCCUUCCAAUUAUCUCAGAAAGAAGCCGUAGCCUCCUCUCUCUCUGCCUGGAGGUCUCACACAUCCCUGCUGGCUUUACCCAUAUUUAAUAUGCCUCUUAAUUUAUCAUCCUCUACACAACUUCAAAGGAAGGAAGACUGGAGGACUGUGGUUUCUAACCCCCUCCACAGAGAGAGCCACCUUCCCAUCACAGCACCCCCUGGAGGCCCAGAGGCUAUCCCCCUUCUUUCCGUGUCAGCAUCCCUGCCUUAAGGCCAGUGGCAUUGCCACUCAACUUCUCUUCCCACCCAGCAGAGGAACCAUGACUCUCCAAGGCCUCCAAGACCGGAACCAUCAUCUGGAGAAGCUGUAGAAAGAGUCUCUCAUUACUAGGAUGAGACAUAGUAAGGGGCGGCCCUCCCUGGCACCCUGCCCCAAUCCACAAUGGCUUGUUCCAAGUUUUCCAUGUCUCUAAAACCCCAGUGACUUAUUCACUCAGUUUCCAAAAUGCCUGGUACCAGAAAGAGCUUCACCCUAUGGAAUUUGGCUCCAUUGCCAAUCCCAGGGAAAUGUCCUCUUCAAGGGCUCAGGCCUGUGGGCCCCUCAGGUUCAACCAGAUGCAGCAGCUCCAGGGGUGGGCCUGGAGAUCUACUCAGCCAUCCUGCCUCCCAUCCUCUGUCUUGGGACCCUGACUGGUCCUGAAGGGGUGGUUCCAGCCCCCAGCAUGCUUUACUGUCCUGCUCUGGGCUCUGGUCCAUCCCUGGGCCUUUUGAAUAAGAAUCUACCAACAACAACAACCCCUCCCCGACCUUGGGCCAUGUCGCUUUUGUCUACCUAGAGCAAGAAUCUCAGUAUGUUUGAGUAAAGGGGCUUUUCACAAGUAAAGUGCCCCUUUACUGAGUAGCUCAUAGGUGCCAAGCGCUGUACUUGGCACUUCACAUUCAUAUUUUUAACCCUUACAACAACCCUCUAUUGUAAUAUACCCAUUUUAUAGGUGAGGAAACUCAGCCUCUGUGCCCAGGGGCAACCUGGCUAAGAAGAGGAAGAAGAGGAUUUGAAUGUAUGCUGGCCUGACCACGGUGCCUGUGCCUUGUCCCUGUAAGAGGCAAACCAGGCAGGGGAAAGGGAGAAGCCAGCUGGGGGCUCGGAGCAGGUGGCCAAGUGGCUUCCUUGCGGUUGGUGAGGGGAUGUUGAUGGCUGCUCCCACACCUACCACCUUCCAAGCCACUGUAGCACAUGCUGAAAGCUGCCUGGGCCCUCGCCUGCUGCUCCCCCAUGGCAGGCAUGCUCAGGGCCCUGGUGGCUGCCACAGAGCAGUUUCCUGCUCUUAUGCUGGUGCCCCCUGUGCAGAAUAGAGCUGUGGUGCUAAGGGAGCUGAGGUGGUCUCACAUGCCUGCCUCAAGGAGCCCUGGUGGCUCCAGGACCAGCAACUGGAUCUCCACCAAAGCGAGCAUAGUGGGCAGUAGCCACAUAAGGAGGCAGGGACUCAAGGGCCAGGCAGACUCCUGCUGUCCUCUCUGCUGCUGCUUCCUGCUUCUCUCUGGCAUUCACAGAGCAGUUUCCUUUUUUUCUCAUGCCCUGUCCCUCUCUUCUCUCUCUGAGUGGAAUCAGGGCAGCCCCAUCCAGCCAUCUGACGUGUGGUUCACUGAGGCACAUAGAGGCAGAGCUACGUGACAGAACUAGAAUCGGGACCCAGGCCCAGUCCAGAGUUCUUGCCCAUGGACCAGACUGCUGUCAGCGACCAAGGAGUGAGAGGGCAGAGUCCCUACCCUGCAGGAGAAGAGGCAGUAGCCCUGCCCUGCCCAAGGUCUCUGAUUCUGGGUGUUAAUCUGCUGCAGUGCUUUGGAACCACAAGGCUGGCUUUCCUGGGGAUGCUCACUGUCUACCUGUGGUGCCAAAGAUUUAUGUGCAAACAGCCCUCUUCUGCUUUCCCCUCCCCCCACUGCCUCAUGAGCUCUGGAUGCUUCUAAGAAGGAGCUUUCCUCUGAUCCACAGCAGCACCUUUAAAUACAGGUUCUCGGGUCUGUGAGCAUCUUGGGGCAGGGCCCUGAGGUGCUUCUUGCGGCACCUGCUUGCCCUUGGCCCUGUGCCUAGAACCUGGGGGCAGAGGUGGCAGGGGAAGAUGGCAGGCUGGGAGAGAGCCACCCACCUUUUCAAGAUCCCCUCCCUAGGGAGGGGAACCCGGAGCAUGUUUUCCUGAGUUUUUUAUCCACUUUGGCUUAAACAGCUUUUGUGAAACUGUUAUGCAGGAUUCAACUACAUUUCAAAGGACAAAACUAUAAUUUUUUUUUCUUAUUUGCUUUCUGCUUUCAUUGACCUUUUCAAGGAUUUUGUGAAUGCAUACCAUGUGCUAGGUGCUGAGUAGACCAGGGUGCGAGCAGCUCCGUGGCUGGUUCUAAGAGCUUUUAUUUUUGUUUACUGAUUCAACUGAAGAAGUUUGUCUUUGGCCUUGUUCCCCCCCCUCGCCGUGGUCAGCUGGGUGCGGAUGGACUGGCUCCACCUUUCUCUGGACAGAAAGUUUUCCUGCAGAUGAAAGAGUUGGUCUCUGUACUCUUAUUUCAAUGUGAACUGAAGGUACUGAAGCCACAUUCCUCUCUGUUCACGGGUCUUUCUCAGGACACCUCCCUAGCCUGAGGACUCCUCUUCAGCUCCCUUUCCCACAGUGCUGGGCACCUCUCCAGGCAACUGUAAGUGGGAAGUCUUGACGGCUAGCAGCUAUCCCUAGCUGUCCUUGCCUGGGGACUUAGGUCCAUCCAGGACCAUGGCCCCUAUCCUGUGAGCGAUCCACGGAGCAUAUGCAGAAUUCUCCUGGAGGUACGGCCAUGGAAAGUAUCCAGGCCAUAAUUUUAACUCCCCUUCCAAGCUCCGGGCAGGCCACCGGUGCUUACUCCCUUGUUUUACUUACUCCUUGUGACAACCCUGUGAGGUGCACAACACCAGAUCUGAUCGGUCAUGAGAAAAUUGAGGUUCAGAGGAUGAAGUCACAUGCCCAGCUUCAUCCAAAUAGUAACCAGGCUGAGACUUGAAUCCAGGGUAUUUUUUCCUCCCUGGUGCCCAUGACUUUUUCCUCUGCCAUCACCAGAGAAAUGUGUGUGGUGCUUCCAGGGAGCAAGUGACCCUCCCUCUUAAUUUAGGCCACUACUCCCCUUAGCCCAUGAGCACACAUGUCAGUAAGUCACAGACCCAGUGCCAGCCCCAAAGGCAGGCAACAGUGGCUUUUUUCCUUUCCUCACCCCUGCUAGUUUCCUUGGAAUGACCAUUUUAUUUUACAUCCUAGGGCAGAUCUACAGCUUGUGGCACCACCAGAUCUUUGAAAAGUCUGAGUUUUAGGAUCACCACUUGAUGAAAUAGCCUUUGCUCAGAUUUUUCACUCAAAAUCUCUUUGCCAUUUUGUGGGUUUGUGUCAUUGUCCCAGAUGGACUUGGGGAGAGCUGGGCUCCAGCUCAAACCUCUUUCGAUGCCAAACCCUACUGAGGAAUUACUAAAGCCCAUGGCAGGCUUCCAAUAGUCAUUUUAAGCCUCCACCACAGAACCUCCCAUGUAAUCAAUUUCUUAGGGAAAGUUUUUGGCCAUAAAAACCUUUCUGAGCCCACUGGGUAUCUUUGUACCAGGUGGAACAUAGGUAAACAAAGUUGCACAUUAAAGGGCAGGUACCAAACCUCCCCAAAUUAUGGAAGCACCUUAGGCUGAGGAAUGGACAGUCUCAUAUCUAUUCAACCUGUACCAAGUACCCAGCACUAAGUGGAAUAAAGAGGAAAUUGCUCCUGCCCUCAAAUAUCUGGCAGCUCAACAGCAAGAACUUUCGUGGCUUUGCUCACUCCCUUGCAUUGUGCCUGAGUCUCUAGGUGGUAGGUCAGGCUGCUCCCUGGGAGGUCUUGCCCUCCUCUUUGGAUUGUGAUGGGAGGCACAGAACAGCCUGAGCCAGGUGUGGCAGUCUUGUCCCUACCCGCCCUCUACCCUGCUUGGCCAGGCCCGCCCUUCUGGGCUUUUGCCACAAACAGCCAUACCAUCCCACAGACAAAAGGUGACCUGAUGUCAAGCUUUGUGGCCUGAAUGAAUGGGAAAGUGGCUCACAUGGAGACCUGAGGGUGCAGGGCUUCCUCCCUCAAGUGAAGGAAUUGCUCCUAACUUGGCUCUGACAUCUAGACAGACCACUGCCUGUGACAGUCCCAGACAGUUGCAGAGUUGAUACCAGGAGGCUCUGCAGUCUGCCUGCUCAUUGACUACCUACUGAGGACCCUACCCACAGACUUGACUGUCCAGCUCCGUGGAGUAUUGUCUGGUUUCUGGUGCUACCCUACCGAGUUACGGAGCCUUUCAUCAUGCUUCAACACUACAUCUUCCUUCAUGUUCCUGUCCUCUACUCCAAAGUCGGCCUUCUUAGCUCCAAUCAGGACAAGAGACUCAAUUUCUGUUGUGCUUGAAGAGGCCAAACCCAGUGCCACAGCCUGUAGCCUUCACUUUCAGGUCUUCUGUAAAUGUUCAAAAGGGGAUGCCCUCACCAGGCCUGUUACAGCAAUAAGCCACUCUAUCACAACUACGGUGUGUCCAUAUCUUAUCCCAGCCUAUGCCUCUUUGCCUUUGUGCCCACAUAAGUGUUGAAAGCACCCCUUUCACUCUUUCAGGGGUGUUGAUAAAUUAUAGUCACCUUAGUUACCACCCACGUUUCCUAUUUCAGGGCACCACCAAGUAACUAGGCCAUUUCUUGCAUCCCUUCAGGAAUAGUGGGGCUGACCAUGUUGCCCCAUCACCUCAUGUCUGCUCAUAGGAUGACGCUGGAGAUCCUAGAUAUCUCAGCACCCCUCAUACCUUCUAGGCAAACUGACAAAUUCUGGUGGUGUUUUUGUUUCCUUUUAACAAAAAGUUACACGAGGCUAUAUAUGUGAGGGGGAGGGGGAUGAACAAUUAGCUGUAGCAUGUAUAGAUUAUACACUUUACCAUUAGACUUUUUUUUAAUAAAAAAAAUGCUUGACUGGUUUCAAGCUUCAUUGUGAA
Molecule: messenger RNA, 7844 nt
Organism: Manis pentadactyla (Chinese pangolin)
Lineage: Eukaryota; Metazoa; Chordata; Mammalia; Pholidota; Manidae
Gene: SH3PXD2B
Product: SH3 and PX domains 2B
Exons: 13
Coding region: 181-2901 (906 amino acids)
Biological process (GO): superoxide anion generation
Molecular function (GO): protein binding; superoxide-generating NADPH oxidase activator activity; phosphatidylinositol binding
Source: RefSeq, a predicted model, not a curated record